CCAUUGGUCCGUGCAUUGAUUUCCCCACAAUGUCACUAAAAGGGCUCCAUCACAGCUAAACAAAACUACCUACGUACCUAGGUAGGUAGGGUAGGUAGCUAAUAGUAUAUCAUUCAAGUUCAUCGUCGCGGAACCAUUGAAUUUACAGACAGAUGUACAAACAAACGAAUUCAGCCAGAGAUUCAAGAUGACAUCAGCAGAUGAAGAAAAUUCCUACAUCGAUUACGAAACUUUUCUCUCUCCGACAUUCUCUCCUUCAUCAUUCGCAAAUUCCCUUGUUCUGGGGACAAAUAACCCUACUGAUACCCCCCUCGACCUCUCGACACCCCUCUCGCGCGUUUUAUUCGAUGCGCAAGAAAUAAACACACACAUAGAUAGUCUUACAACCAAAAACGCUCUACCUCUCCUAUCACAUACCCAAGAUCAGACUGAAUCGAGCCAAAGGAUAGUACAAGAAAUAGAUUCGCAGGUCGCAAGUCUCAAUGAUGGAUACAAACGGCUCGAAAAGGAAGUUCUAGUACGAUAUGAAACUGCGGAGGAGGUCCAAACUGUUGCUAGCAGGCUAUGGGAGACCGUGAGACUGGGGCGAGUGGUAGCACGAUGUUUACAAUUGGGAAGACAACUUGAGAUUCAACUCUCUGAAAUUGGAAAUACGGGUGCGCCUGUUAAAGUUCCAGGAGCGAAGGAGGAUCAUAAAGCAUUGGUACGAUGUUCGAAUACAUUAUUGAAUAUACGAGAGCUUUUUCAGAAAAGUGGCCCAGGGGAAGAGGGCCAUGGAUUAGAGAGAAUAGAGGUUGUGCGGACACUUCAAACAUCUAUAAUUAAUCCUGCAGAGCGGGUCGUGCUUUCCAGAUCACAGCAACUCAUUCGCGAAUUCUCGAUGAGCAAUUUGUCAUCAAACAGCAAUACGUCAACAUAUGCGCAGACAAGGGAUAUGAAAGAGCGCACAGAUUCGGCUCUGAAAACUUUAUAUCUUCUAUCCUCUACAACUGGGCUUGGUAGUGGGGGUGCAAAGAAAAUAAAAUGGGAACCUGAUCUCCUCGUUCAGUCGCUCCAGGAUUACUUACGCACUGCUCUUACUAGCUCAUUGGCAUCUCUUUCCCGCGCCCUGGCUACACUUCCCACACUCGAUCGAACUCUUCUCGAAGUGUCUGCUCGAUGUCAAAAUGUUUUGGCUUUAGAAUCACUACUUUCAUCUAUGCAACCUCCGCAACAUCCAAAUCUACCAUCUGAGGAUAUGGCGCCUGUCAAUUUCCUUCAACCUCUUCUUACGUCCUUAGAAACAGGUUCAUUACCAAGUUAUUUCUGGAGGACUUUAGCAGGGGGGUUGACUACAAAAGUACAAGAAAUUAUCAAUAAGGGUGGUGUUAGCGCUAGGACGCUAAGGAGUAAUCGUAAUAGUGUCAGAGAUGCGAUCCGUGAAUGCGUUGUGAAGGGUAGCAGAGCGCCAGCUGGAAUAAGUGCUAUCAAAGGCGAGAAAAGAGCAGAUGGUAGUUGGGAAAGAGAAGUUGCAGUAAUGGUGGCAAGUGUUAUGGGACCACUGGGUCGCUGAAAUAAAUUAUAUAUUCAGCAGAAAAGGAAUAGUCGGUCUAAGACUUCGAAAGAACUUUUGGGUUUCAAGAUAUGGGAGGCAUGCCCAAUAUACUUGCGACUUAGAAACUUAUGGACUCUAGUCAUAAGUCUCUCAAUAUACUAGAGUACCAUCGCUACAAUAGAGGCUCUAAACUCCUGCUUGUGCCAGCUCGAGGUGCAAUAUGAAAGACAGUGGAAGAACAUGUAAGCUAAAGAUAUAUACUUAAACGAGAACCAAGCUUAAAAGCACUUUAUGCCUUCUCUCCCGCAAUAUCGUACAA
Sclerotinia trifoliorum is the source of this 1853-nucleotide messenger RNA. NCBI's taxonomy places the organism in Eukaryota, Fungi, Ascomycota, Leotiomycetes, Helotiales, Sclerotiniaceae. The record is from the annotation of a GenBank genome assembly.